This is a messenger RNA of Strongyloides ratti, 1008 nucleotides long. Its product is annotated as Transforming growth factor-beta, C-terminal domain-containing protein. Lineage: Eukaryota; Metazoa; Nematoda; Chromadorea; Rhabditida; Strongyloididae. Gene Ontology annotation, molecular function: cytokine activity; growth factor activity. Gene Ontology annotation, cellular component: extracellular region. The transcript has 2 exons. The coding region runs from base 1 to 1008 and encodes 335 amino acids. The record is from RefSeq and is a predicted model, not a curated record. Gene Ontology annotation, biological process: SMAD protein signal transduction.
AUGGUGAAAACUUUUAGUUUCAACUUUUUUAUUGUUUUUCUUCUUUUCAAUGACAAUGUUAAAUGUAGUCAUACUAUAAACGAGAAUAUUAGGAAAUUUUUAGCAGAAGAUAUUUUUAAAAAAUUACUUUACGAAUUAGACUUACAAGUUUUGCCAAAUAUUACUAGAAGUCAUUUUCAUAUAACUGAUGAAAAUUUUAAUUUUGAUGAAAAGAAUGUACUGUUAGAAGAUAAAUUUUAUAGUGGUACAAGUUUAAUAGUUGGAAAUAUUAUUCAAAAAAUAGUUCAGUUUAUUAUGCCAACAUCAGAUUAUGGUAAAAAUAUUGAAAAGGUAGAAUUAGUUAUUCCUUCUGUAACAAUAAAUCAUGAGUACGAUAUCAUAGAUAUUAAAAUUUUACAUAUUUUAAAUAAUGGAACACAUAGAGAGACUAUUGGUAAUAGAAAAUUUUCAUUUGAUGAAAUGGUACAGACAAAUAAAAUUGAUAUAUCAAUUUAUAAUGAUAAAAUAAAUAAUUUAAUUUCUGAUGAUAGAAAGUUAGAUUUAGAAAUACUAGCCACAUCAUAUAAUUAUAAUCAGGAUAAUUAUUUAAUACCAUCAGAAGAAAUAACAUUAGAAUUAAAUAAUCAAAAACCUUAUAUAACUUAUAAAAUUUUUUCAAGAUACAAUAGAAGAAAUGUCAGAUCAGAGUAUAAAACAUGCGAUGGAACAUUAAAUGAUGGUUCAUGUUGUUUAAAAAAUUUUAAAAUUGAUGUCUCUCAACAUCCAUGGAACUUUAUUAUAUCUCCAAGUAUCUUAAAUAUUAAAAGUUGUAUUGGAAGUUGUAUUAAAAAUGAUUAUUCUACUACUAAUUCAAAUUUUAUUAGAUAUUCAGAAGACUCUGAACAUAAAAGCUGUUGUUAUGCUUCAGAAUAUGAAACUAUUAGAGUUUUAUAUGCAACUGAUGACCUUGGUACAUUAAAAUUUAAAAAUAUUACUAAUUUAAUUGCCAAAGCUUGUAGAUGCUACUAA